CGCGAACGGCUACGUAUGAGAAUGUAGUAUACACGCUUACGAAGUAAAGUAGAACGUUAAAUCAGUUAAUCGGCUACGAGAUCGAGAAUAAAUGCGAAUUCGUAUUUUUAGUCGUAGCUAUAUAGAUGUUAUCGCUUUUAAUCCUCACAUUGCGACUUUGUCUUUCCGUGUAUAAAACUUAUUAUUCCUUCAUAUACAUAUUAUCUUCAUGACGCUGAUCUACGCAGUAAGUCCGUGAUACUCAAUCUAUGAUAAUACAAAAAACUAACGCGCAAUAAUCACUUUAUAUUUAUAAAUGAAAUUAAACUUAUUUUGUGUCACAUAAUAUUUAGAGUUUAGACAAAUUUUAAUAUAAAAAUUAAUUAUCAAGAAAAUAAUCUAUAUGUUCUCUUUUCUCAAAAACAACUAAAAUAUUUUCUUUUAAUUAAUGCCAAAAUAUGCACGAAUAUUUUUAGAUUGAAAUUGUUCAAUGGAAAAAAAAACAAAUAGCUAUUCUAAUAAGUUUUGAUGGUGCUUCCUUAUCGUUGCGCGUUAUCAUUUGUUUUGCUCACUUUUAUUUAGACAUAGCGGUGAAUUAUUGGUGACACAAGUGUUUCUUCUCCGCUGAUAUAUGUAUGUUAAUACGAUUUAUUUUUCACGUUAUUACAUCGGAAGAAACCACAAUUGGCAGAUGUGCGACAAAGGAUAUAUAAGACACGUAGAUCCUCGAAUUGAAUGUUGUACGAAGAUUUUUUUGGCCCGUUGGGCCUGCUAAUUGUAAUCGUGAUAGGAGUAGGAAUCAUCCUGAUCGCAUUGCUCCUAUUCGCUUGUUUUCUCACGCCUGGUUGCAUCGGUUAUGAAUAUUUCAAGAAACAAAGUAAAGAGAAGAAGAAUGUUCAUUUAAGAGCAAACAAUCAGGAGAAGAAAAAUUUGAAGCUAAAUGAUAUUAGCUACAGAUCUUGGAGAUUGGGUAGUUUGUAUGAAAAUGAUAACAACGGUACUAUCAAUGAGAAUGCGGAAUCUCAUAGGAAUUCAUUUAAUUCUACCAAUGCUCAAUGCGAGAACAUAGAGUAUUCCUCCACGCUGAAUUUGAUUCAGAUAGAUAAGCAGAAGAACGAAAAAAAAAUUAAUGAAUUUCCGACUGAAUUAACAAUGAGCUUGCAAUACCUACCCUGCGAUAAUAUCAUCGGGAAGCUUAUUAUCGGAAUCGAAGCAUUGAGUGGCCUUCCUCCAAAGCAAUAUAACGGUACAUUAGAACCUUAUGUAGCAUUGAAUAUUGUGAAACAAUCAUGGAGUCAUAGGAAGCGACAAAAAUUGCACAGUUUCAGAACAAGGAGCAUUAGACAUACUGCUAGCCCAAUUUACAAAGAAGCUUUCGCUAUUGCGAAUGUAAAGCCGCAAGAAGCCAAGGAAUGGAUUUUAGAUAUCACUGCAUAUGAUCACGACAGAUACGCAAAUCACACAGAAUUAUCUUCGCUUAAAGUAUUGCUAAAAGACAUGAAGCAGGUCUUCUAUAGCCCAGAAAUUCAUUUAUUCAAUUAUAGAAUGAAACCCUCCCAUCAGGAGUUUGGCGAUAUUUUAUUAGCCAUAAGCUAUCUGCCUACUGCCCAGAGACUGACUAUUAAUAUCAUGAAAUUGCGUAACAUCAUAUUUACACCAGUGAUAUCCAAUUUAAAUAAAUUUAAUCCGUACAUUAGAGUAUUAAUGCUGAAUGGAAAGACAGGUAAAAAGAUAAGAAAAAAGAAAACAAAAUGUUUGAACGCCGUUGUGCAGCCUGAAAUUAAUGAAAUUUUGACGUUUGAUCUGCCAAUCACUCAACUUGAUAUAGUCCAGUUUCUAAUCGUGCUUUGCAACAAGAUUUUACCGGAAGGAUCACCUACCAAUAUUGUCGAUCAUGCUAGCGACAGCGAGGAUUCUGUCAGCUCAUUUAGAAACUCUGCCAAUACCUCUAUUGGUAAAGUAGCACUUGGAAAAGGAGUGAGAGGUUCAACAGAAAGAUUACAUUGGUUCGCAGUGCUUCAAAAUCCAAGAAAACUUGUCAGCGUGUGGCAUACUCUGAAAUAAUAAAACCCAUCGUUAUAUUGUUACAUAUUUAUGUAUGUAUGUAUAAUAUAUAUAUAUAUAUAUAUAUAUAUAUAUAUAUAUAUAUAUAUAUAUAUAUAUAAGUAUAUACAGGGUGUCUCACAACUUCCGUACAAUAUUUUAUUAGCGUGUUCUAGAGGUAAAAUAGAGUAAAAAAUUAUAAUACAAAAAUUUUGAGGCUGCAAUAGUAUUUAAAUUAUAAGCAAUCAAAAUUUGCCAAUAAAACUCGCGUGCUCAGCUCUGUAAUUACGCGUACCAAUCUGUCAUCUAUUAUUGAUUUUUUUCAAGUUAGGUGAUUGAUUUUAUUGCACAGCUGAUUUUAUUAGUCGUUUCCUUUAUAUAUGUAUGUAUUACACCAAUAUCGUACAUUAUAACGAUAGGCAAAUAUUAAUAAAUUAUAAAUCUUAUACGGAAAACAUUUAAUUCUUGAAUAAUUUAAUUAAAUAAUUAAACAGUAAGUUAUUAAUAAUAAAUGUUGCUAAUAAUAAAUGAAAUUAUUAAUAACAAUAUAAAUACUUAUUAUCAAUAGAAAUAUUAAUAAAAAUAUUUCAAUAAAAAUUAAAAAAUAAAUAAAUAAUAAUAAUAAUAAUAAUAAUAAUAAUAAUGAUGAUGAUGAUGAUGAUGAUGAUGAUGAUGAUGAUGAUGAUGAUGAUGAUGAUGAUGAUGAUGAUGAUGUAAUGAUAAUUGCGUGGUUUUAAUAAAUCAUUUUAUUUUUUCAAAACGUAAAGAUUUUAAGAACAAUAAUAAUAAAUUAAUUUCGGGAAAAACACAUCCAGUUAUUAUUUUUUUUACUAUUAGAGGAGGAUGUUCGAAAUAUCUUCCUUCCAUAUGUAUACAUAAUCGUAUGUGCACGUCUUAAUAAAUUACGACUGGACUGUCUUAUCAUUUCUUCCGUGAUAUUGUUAAUCCUUCAAUGAUGCGAUUAUGUAAUUCCUCUUCAUUUCGGAUUUCUUUUCGUUGGUAAACAUAUUGUUUAAGAUAUCCCCAAAAUAAGAAAUCCAUCGGAGUCAAAUCUGGCGAUCUUGCUGGUCAAUUAAUUGGACCAUCUCGUUAUUAAUAAUUUCAUUUAUUAUUAACAACAUUUAUUAAUAACUAAUUAUUAUUUACUUAUUUAAUUAAAUUAUCCAAGAAUUAAAUGUUUUCCGUAUAAGAUUUAUAAUUUAGUAAUAUUCACCUAUCGCUAUAAUGUACGAUGUAGGUGUAAUACAUACAUACAUAAAAAAAGACUAAUAAAAUCAGCUGUGCAAUAAAAUCAAUAUCACCUGGCUUGAAAAAAAAUCAAUAACAGAUGACAGGUCGAUAUCCGUGUAAGUGUAAUUACGGGCCUGAGCGCGCGAGUUUUAUACAAUAUCAUUGGCAAACUUUGAUCGUUUAUAACUCAAAAACUAUUGCAAAAAAGUUUUUGUAUUAGAAUUUUUGACUCUAUUUUACCUCUAGAACACGCUAAUAAAAUAUUGUAGGAAGUUGUGUGACACUCUGUAUAAAUAAAUAAAUAUAUAUGUAUAUAUAUAUAUAUAUAUAUAUAUAUAUAUAUAUAUAUAUAUAUAAACAUGUAUAGAUGUAUAUAUAAAAGAUUAUCAUUUUUCAGUGAUUUUUACUCUUGUUUUUAUAAGUGCACUAAUGUGCGACUUUAUAUAUUUAUUAUUAAUUUAAUUCUAUUUUGGAAAAGAAAGACAAAAAAUUUAUACUUGUAGCGCCCAAAGAUGACUUUGUAUAUUAAACUUUGAAUCUUUACUACCGAUUAAUGGAAAAAUAAUAAAUUAAUAAUUAUUAAUAUUAAUAAUAAUUUUAUUGAUAUUUAAAAGUAUUUAACUUUAUAUAAUAGUGUGAAUCACUUUCAAACAGCAUUUUUUUAUAUAUAUUUUAUAUAUAUAUGCAGGAUGUUUUUAAAAAAAGUGGAAGUCAAUCGCUCGAGAAGUGAUUGGGGACCCCAAAAACGAGAAAAAAGUUGGUAUAAACAUAGGUCCAGAAAUAUGUUUUCGUGUUAUCACCGUUUUUAUAUUGAAAUUCAAAUUGUUUUCCUUCUACAUUUUUUUUGUCAGAAUUAAAAAAAGAGAUGAUUUUUAUGAGUUUGAUAACAUAAUUAAAAUCCAAUAAAAAUUGUAAGCUGCUUUAGCUCCACUUAAGAUAAAAAAAACUAUAAUAAAAAAAUACAAAUAAAAUAAAAAAAAAUAAAUAAAUACAAAACAAUAAAUAAAUACAAAACCAUUUUUUCUUUCAAUUUUGACAAAAAAAUUCGAAUCCAAAGCUAUUUAAAAUUUCAACAUAAAAAUGACGAUUGAAAACAUUUUCGAAUGUUCCUAUUUAUGUUCAUACCAAUUUUUUUUUUAUUUUUGGGUCCCCAAUCAUCUUCCGAGUAAUUGAUCUCCGCUUUUGAAAUAUCUUGUGUACUGACAGAGUAUUUCGUUUUAAACAGUCCAGUCAAAUAUAUCUCAAAAACUGAGCUAAAGAAUAAAAAUAUUUCAAAUAAAAUUUAUAGAGGAUUUGAAAAAAGAAAAAGUCGAUGUGGAAGUCAUAAAUUUUAACUAUGAUCAUUUUUCAAAAUCAUAUAAAUAUCAACCUUGUUUUUUUCAAAUGAAAAGACAUAUAUUUUUUAUAUCAGAUUUUAAAUGCUAAAUUUGCUCAAUUUUGUUUAGAAAAUCUCUAACAUAUAAGAUGUUUCAUUUUAAUUUCCCCAAGCAAAUAUUUCAAAAAAUAAGGAAAAUUCGACGAAAUGUUUUAGACAAAAGUAUAGGGGGAGCAUAAGAUGGUGCCAUCCGUUUGACCUUGAAGAGUCACAUGAAGGUCACAUAAAGGUCAUUUUAAAUUUCUUAAAUAGAGCACCCUAUAUAUUUUUGCAUAUUUUGGUAGCUUACUUUGAGAGCUUUCCAAAACACUAUAAUUAAAUAUUUCUUCAUCAAGUACUUUUCGAGUUAUAAAGUUUGAAACUCAUAGUUCCGCCGGUAUGAGCGUUACCCAAGAUGUAUUACGUGGAGAUUGCCCGGUUGGAUUUACUUCUCUUGUGUGUGCGUGUGUGUGU
Molecule: messenger RNA, 5080 nt
Organism: Cataglyphis hispanica
Lineage: Eukaryota; Metazoa; Arthropoda; Insecta; Hymenoptera; Formicidae
Gene: Syt20
Product: synaptotagmin-2-like
Exons: 11
Coding region: 715-2043 (442 amino acids)
Biological process (GO): regulation of dopamine secretion; cellular response to calcium ion; calcium-ion regulated exocytosis
Molecular function (GO): calcium-dependent phospholipid binding; SNARE binding; calcium ion binding
Source: RefSeq, a predicted model, not a curated record